CACCAGCAUGACGUAAAAUCACUAAAAGUAAAAGUAACCAAACUGCUUAUUCUUUAUUCGUACUUGAAAAAUACAAAUGAAAACACAAUAGUAAAAUACGUAACUUCAAACAGCGUUUUUAUUAUUGGAGUGAAUUACAUUUCUUUGUUCGUAAAUCGUAUAAGCUUAAAUGAUCGUGUCCUUCCAUUAACAAAAUGGCUUCCGUCAGGGGUUGAGAAAACAACGGGAACCUAAAGUAAACAAUAAUCAAAGAAUUAAAAUUCUGUAGUGAAAAUGACUUCUACGACGGAUGAACGUUCAGUUUAUGCCAAAUUAGAAGCCGUCAAGGAAAUUCGAGCUAAAACAAUCCAACUCGAGAAGAUAAAAAACCGUCUUAUACUUGAAAUUGAGUCUCAAGACCAAGAGGAGAAAUGUCUGUCAGAGUACAAACAAGAAAUGGAAUUGUUGUUACAAGAAAAAAUGUCACAUGUGGAAGAAUUAAGGCAAAUACACGCCGAUAUAAAUGCUAUGGAAGGAGUGAUCAAGCAGUCAGAGGAGAGCAGGUCUAGGUCUUUAAAUUACGCUGUUAGACUACAUGAGGAUUAUGUCCCACUUAAGAAUGAAAUUGACCGAUUAAGAAGGGAAUGCUUAGGCUUAGACCCUCUCCCUGAGCUUCACGAAGAGGAAGGUUCCGCCAUAACACCAGAGCGAUUUUCGCAGCUUUACAAUUCAAACAAGAGCCAAUCACAAAGUUACAACAAAUCUAGUGACUGGACUAGACCAAUAGCUCCCAAUGAGAGCUCAACCAGCUCCUUGGCGCCGCCUCUACCACCAACAUUUUUACCACCCCCAAAUUCCCUACGUUUAGUGACAAACAAGCCAGAGCCGGGACGCCCUGGAGGUCUGGCGCCGUCGCCUCACACAGGACCCACACCUACAUUCAGGUCCGACAUUAAUCUGAGGCAACAACCGCCUCCAAUGAAGUCCUGUUUGAGUUGCCACCAACAAAUACACAGAAAUGCACCAAUUUGUCCGUUGUGUAAGGCAAAAUCCAGGUCUAGAAACCCUAAAAAACCAAAAAAGAAAGACCAUUGAAGAGGUUUAUCUGGGUUUAUUUUGUGUGUUGUAGCGAUAUGUAGCAGAGUAGGCGUAAUAAGUGGUUUUCAGUUUCUAAAUAACUGUUUUUGAUUACAAUAAAACAACUUUGUUGUGUAACAAUUUAAUUUACUUCCAAUGUAUUGUAUGCUUAAGUUUUAUAUAAAAAUAAAUGGAAUUUUAAUUGAAA
Tribolium castaneum (red flour beetle) is the source of this 1264-nucleotide messenger RNA. RefSeq lists its product as uncharacterized. The record is from RefSeq and is a predicted model, not a curated record. The coding region runs from base 274 to 1074 and encodes 266 amino acids. Gene Ontology annotation, biological process: positive regulation of neuron differentiation. Gene Ontology annotation, cellular component: nucleus. Lineage: Eukaryota; Metazoa; Arthropoda; Insecta; Coleoptera; Tenebrionidae. The transcript has 5 exons.